AUGUACCGGUCUCUUCAAUCUUUGGUCUGCGCCAUCUUGGUCAUAAGUGUGGCUGCAAGCGACUAUUUUGAACAACUCGCACUCACUCCCUUACCCCUCGGUUCCAUCCUCGCCUCCUUCGACUUCCGCAGCAAUGAAACACUAGAAGCGUAUGAAGCACAGAACUUCAGGUACUUCCCUCGCUCCCUCGGCCAAGCGCUGAGACAUGCAGAUACCGAAGAAUUGCAUUUGAGGUUCACCACGGGGCGGUGGGAUCCUGAAACAUGGGGCGCAAGGCCCUGGGAUGGAACAAAAGAGGGAGGUACAGGUGUUGAGUUGUGGGCAUGGAUCAAUGCUCCUUCUGAAGGGGAGGCUUUCGAGAAAUGGACAACGUUGACCCAAUCACUCUCUGGCUUGUUCUGUGCCUCUCUCAACUUUGUGGACUCGACAAGAACAACGAAACCAGCCUUGACAUUUAAAUCAUCGGCGGUUCAUGAAGGCCAUACCGAGAACUCCCAUCUUCUGCACGGUGUACUUCCAGGAGAAGUAGUAUGCACGGAGAAUCUCACACCCUUUCUCAAACUGCUUCCUUGUAAGGGCAAGGCGGGUAUUUCUAGCCUGCUGGAUGGACAUAAGGUGUUCGAUGCAUCUUGGCAGAGUAUGUCUAUUGAUGUCAGUCCACAAUGUGCUGGAAGUUCAAGUGCUUGUCGAAUGGCAAUCAGUCAAACAAUCGACGUGGUACUUGAUAUCGAGCGGUCCAGGCGUCCUAGAGACAAUCCAAUCCCCCGUCCUGGACCUUCUGAACAGUUGAUCUGUGAUGAGACCAAACCAUACCAUUCUCAUGAUACAUGCUAUCCUCAAGAUCUUACUGGUGAAAUGGGGUGGUCACUAAAAGAUUUGUUCGGUCGAACGAUGGCAGGACAAUGUCCGCUCGCCAGUGAUGAACACUCACAUCCAAAAUCGGUUUGUGUCAACAUUCCGCAUGAACGCAUGGCUUUGGCCAGGCCGAGUGGUCGAGAGAUCAGAUCGCCAUCCGGAUCUCCAGAGUCCAGAUGCUACCAGGUAAAAUCUGACGAGGAAUUUGAUCUCGAACUUCCUCAGCAAACACUAAAUUCACAACAAGACUUGGGCCACGAAUUACUACGAGCCGAAAGAACAAUCACCGGCCACGGUGCCGCACAAGGGAGCAUGCGAACGAUCUUCACGAACCCAUCAUUCACCAACCCUGUUACUUUUGUGUAUUUCGAAAGUCUACCAUGGUUCAUGCGACCAUAUAUUCACACACUAAAGGCACAACCAACAGGGUCCGGAUUUCCCAAGGAUUGGCAGAUCAUCACUGACAUGUACUACCGACCAGCUAUCGAUCGACGUCGGGGUACACAACUCGAACUGGUCAUUUCGGUUCCUCCAUCUAGCACCGUCAUGCUCACCUACGACUUUGAAAAGGCUAUCCUGAGGUACACGGAAUAUCCACCUGACGCCAACAGAGGUUUCAACGUUGCACCGGCAGUGAUAAGACUCCUCCAAGAGGAGAAUUCGGCCAUGUCAACUGAGGCCGUGUACAUCCGAACGACGAGCCUGUUGUUACCGCUACCAACCCCGGAUUUCAGCAUGCCCUACAAUGUGAUCAUUCUCACCAGCACAGUGAUGGCUCUAGCAUUCGGGAGCAUAUACAACCUCCUCAUUAGACGCCUGGUGGGCGUGGAUGAAGCAGGCGCUGGUCGCAUUCGCGCCUUGACCAAGAAAAUUUCAGGCCUGUUUAUAAAAGUCAAAGAUCGAUUAAAAGGAAAGGGCCAAAAAGUAGAAUAA
Exophiala bonariae is the source of this 1788-nucleotide messenger RNA. RefSeq lists its product as uncharacterized. The record is from RefSeq and is a predicted model, not a curated record. Gene Ontology annotation, biological process: attachment of GPI anchor to protein. The coding region runs from base 1 to 1788 and encodes 595 amino acids. NCBI's taxonomy places the organism in Eukaryota, Fungi, Ascomycota, Eurotiomycetes, Chaetothyriales, Herpotrichiellaceae. Gene Ontology annotation, cellular component: GPI-anchor transamidase complex. The transcript has a single exon.